GCCCGCCGUAACCUCACUUGUCACUUGCCCAAGCUCGCUCUCUCACCACAUCUACCGCCAGACCUGCCGUACCUCCCAUCGCUAGCAUAUAAGAAUUGAGGCCAGCUGAAUUACCACCCAACAUGGACUCCGAGUCCGACCACGACCACCGCGAUGACGAGAGCGUCUCCGAGCCCGAAGAGGCAGAAGAGGCAAAGCCCAAGUCCGUUCUGAAAAAGACGAGAGAAGUGCUCCCGCCUGUUGAGCGGCCGGUGCUUCCCGAACAACCAGAUCCAUCGACAGUAGACUUCUCGACGUUGAACCCACUGUCCCCCGAGAUCAUCUCCCGCCAGGCCACGAUCAACAUCGGGACCAUCGGCCAUGUCGCCCACGGCAAGAGUACGGUGGUGAAGGCUAUUUCAGGAGUGCAGACGGUGCGCUUCAAAAACGAACUCGAGAGGAAUAUUACCAUCAAGCUUGGUUAUGCCAACGCAAAGAUCUACCAGUGCGAUAACCCGGAGUGCCCGCGGCCGACAUGCUACAGGUCGUUCAAGAGCGAGAAGGAGGUGAAUCCGCCCUGUGAGCGAGAGGGAUGCCGAGGCACAUACCGGCUGAAGCGCCACGUCUCCUUCGUAGACUGCCCGGGCCAUGAUAUUCUCAUGAGCACGAUGCUGUCAGGAGCAGCCGUCAUGGAUGCCGCACUACUUUUGAUCGCCGGAAACGAAACUUGUCCGCAGCCGCAGACGAGCGAGCAUCUUGCAGCUAUCGAGAUCAUGAAGCUCAACCACAUCAUCAUCCUCCAGAACAAGGUCGACUUGAUGCGGGAAGACGGCGCCGCAGCGCACUACGAGUCUAUCCUGAAGUUCAUCCGAGGCACGGUCGCCGACGGCUCACCAAUCAUUCCUAUAUCGGCGCAGCUCAAAUUCAAUAUCGACGCCAUCAACGAGCACCUCAUCACCAAGAUCCCCGUUCCAGUGCGAGACUUUUCCGCAAAGCCGCACAUGAUUGUGAUUCGAUCCUUCGAUGUCAACAAGCCCGGUGCCGAGAUCGAUGAGCUCAAGGGUGGUGUCGCCGGUGGCAGUAUCUUGACCGGUGUCCUGAAGCUGGGUGAUGAGAUCGAGAUUCGGCCCGGUAUCGUGUCGAAAGACAGCUCCGGAAAGAUCCAGUGCAAGCCUAUCUACUCACGAGUGGUUUCCCUGUUCGCGGAACACAACGACCUCAAGUUCGCCGUCCCUGGUGGUCUCAUCGGUGUCGGUACUAGGGUAGAUCCUACCCUUUGUCGUGCUGACCGUCUUGUCGGCUUCGUCUUGGGUUUGCGUGGCCAUCUCCCCAACAUAUAUACAGAGUUGGAAGUGAACUACUUCCUGCUGCGGAGAUUGCUCGGUGUCAAGACCGCCGAUGGCAAGCAAGCCAAGGUUGCAAAGCUUGCUAAGAACGAAGUUUUGAUGGUCAACAUCGGCUCAACAGCAACUGGCGCGAAGGUCAUCGCCGUAAAGGCUGACGCUGCACGUCUCUCUCUCACCUCCCCCGCCUGCACAGAGAUCGGCGAGAAGGUUGCGCUAUCGAGACGUAUUGAGAAGCACUGGCGCCUGAUCGGAUGGGCAAACAUCGUAGCUGGCAACAUUCUAGAACCGCUCCAGGAUUAGGAGGUGCCUUGGGCGUCUCGCGCCAACUCUGGGUAUGUUGGAGACGAGAAUCAUGACGAUAUGCGCACGAAAAAGCCCGCAUGCAUUCCCGCGAAGGAUUGUGCAUAGCAGCCUUGACUAUCAGCAUUUCUUGCGAGUAUGGGCCUCUGCAUUAAAGGAUAGGGGGGUUGGAAUCCACGAGGUGGUACGGAGUAUAUCUGGCCGCGUCUUGGAAAGCCACAGAUGCGACAGAGCUAGUCGUUGUUGAGAAUUGCUAGCGCUGCCAUACAACGAGAUGAUAGCCGUAAAUGAUGCAUUCAGAGAACACUG
This is a messenger RNA of Trematosphaeria pertusa, 1934 nucleotides long. RefSeq lists its product as uncharacterized. The transcript is spliced from 5 exons. Bases 123 to 1625 code for a protein of 500 amino acids. NCBI's taxonomy places the organism in Eukaryota, Fungi, Ascomycota, Dothideomycetes, Pleosporales, Trematosphaeriaceae. Gene Ontology annotation, biological process: positive regulation of translational fidelity; formation of translation preinitiation complex. Gene Ontology annotation, molecular function: GTP binding; GTPase activity; translation initiation factor activity. The record is from RefSeq and is a predicted model, not a curated record. Gene Ontology annotation, cellular component: cytosol; eukaryotic translation initiation factor 2 complex.